Messenger RNA from Leptidea sinapis, 4620 nucleotides. RefSeq names its product gephyrin (gene cin). The record is from RefSeq and is a predicted model, not a curated record. NCBI's taxonomy places the organism in Eukaryota, Metazoa, Arthropoda, Insecta, Lepidoptera, Pieridae. Gene Ontology annotation, cellular component: dendrite; postsynaptic membrane; cytoplasm. Bases 233 to 2092 code for a protein of 619 amino acids. The transcript is spliced from 10 exons. Gene Ontology annotation, biological process: gamma-aminobutyric acid receptor clustering; molybdenum incorporation into molybdenum-molybdopterin complex; establishment of synaptic specificity at neuromuscular junction. Gene Ontology annotation, molecular function: molybdopterin molybdotransferase activity.
ACUAGUGUUCACGAGAGUUUUCAUUUUUCAAAUUACAAACCAGUAGAGUAAAAGUGUUCUGUGCAGUUAAAGUUAAUAUGUGACUUCUAUUAAAACGUAGAAGACGUGUGUUACAUAAAUAAUCAAAAUAUACAACCGUAUAUCAUCCGAUAUAAUCUUUGCCAAGUACAAAAGAAUAAAUUACAUCAAUAAAAAGGGAAAGAGUAUCAAAAGGUUUUAAACGGAAAAAAAUAUGGUUAAAGCUGUUGUUAUAAUAACCGUGAGUGACACAUGCUGUAAAGAUCAUGCCAAAGAUCAAUCUGGCCCAGCAUUAUUUCAACUUGUUAAAGAAAAAUUUCCAGACGCAGAUAUUCAUACAAUUAUAUUACCAGAUGAGAAAGACCUUAUUGAAAAGAAGUUAAAAUAUUUUUGUGAUACAAAAAUAGAUUUGAUUCUUACUACCGGUGGUACUGGUUUAAGCAGUAGGGAUGUCACUCCCGAAGCCACUAAAGCAGUUAUCCAAAGGGAAAUACCAGCAAUUUCAACUGCAAUGACUAUUGAAAGCUUAAAAAAGACCCCCAUGGCUAUGUUAUCUCGUGCAAUUGCUGGGAUUAGAGAUAGUACACUAAUUGUAAACUUUCCCGGGAGUAAGAAAGCCGUUAUUGAAUGUGCUGAGGUUGUGAUGCCAGUGCUGUCACAUGCACUGUCCCUUUUGGCAAACAAUUUGAAUGAAGUAAGCAGAGUACAUGAUACAAUGAAAGCUGAACAUAGAUGUAGUCACAAGAUGAGUAAGGUUGAUGUCAGUAAAGUUGCACUGAGACACCGGGAAUCCCCAUAUCCCAUGUUGGAAAUGUCAGAAGCUUUUCAGAUAGUAGAUGCUGUAAUGUCGCAAUGGAAAGAAUGUGUUGAAGUCUUACCACUGGAGCAGUGUAUAGGCAAGGUUGCUGCACAGGAUAUUCGAGCCAAGGAGCCAAUGCCACCAUUUCCAGCUUCUAUUAAAGAUGGCUAUGCGUGUUUAAGUUGUGAUGGAGCGGGAGUACGCAAGGUUCGCAGCGCACUGACAGCGGGAGAUGAGUAUCCUCAGGAGAGUCCUCUCGUGGCAGGAGAGUGCGCGCGCGUCAAUACUGGCGCACCGGUACCGCCCGGAGCAGAUUGUGUUGUUCAGGUAGAAGACACGAGACUGAUCAAAGCAACAGAAGACUACCAAACAGAGUUGGAGGUUGAAGUGUUAGUGGCACCAGCAGCUCACCAGGACGUACGACCAGUCGGUUUCGAUAUCCCGCUCGGCACGAUAUUAUUGGAAAAAGGUGACGUAAUAGAUGCCGCGCAGAUCGGCAUUUUGGCUGGAGCCGGCUGUCUCGAGAUUCCGGUACGACUGUGUCCAAAGGUAGCGAUAUUAUCUACAGGCAAUGAGCUGCAAGAACCAUCAGAGGUGACACUGCACCCGUCACAUAUCAGGGAUUCAAAUAGACUUAUGUUAAGGAGUUUACUCAGAGAGCACGGGUACGCGAGCGUGGACAGCGGCAUCGCGCGGGACGAGCCGGGCGCUCUGGCGGCGGCCAUAGCGACCGCGCUGAGCUCGGCCGACGUGCUCGUGUGUACGGGCGGCGUGUCCAUGGGCGAACGAGACCUGCUCAAACCAGUGCUGCAACAUGAUUUCGGCGCAAGCAUACAUUUUGGCCGAGUUCGGAUGAAGCCCGGCAAACCCAGUACAUUUGCAACCUGCACAUACAAAGGGAGGACCAAGUACAUUUUUGCUUUACCCGGCAACCCAGUCUCUGCGUACGUGUGCUGCGUCCUAUUCGUGGUCCGCGCGCUUCGCCGAUGUACGCGCGACACCAGCGAGUACGCUCGUAUGCGGGUGCGACUGGCCGGUGACGUCACGCUCGACCCGCGCCCGGAAUACGCGCGGGCGGUACUAACCUUCCCCACCACUGACCAGCUCCCGGUAGCAACUGUGCUUGGCAAUCAGUGCAGCAGUCGCUUGCUGAGUGUAUGUGGAGCCAGUGUGCUGUUAGAGCUGCCUGCAGCCACCGACACUGUCAAGGUUCUAGCUGCAGACUCCACAGUGUCUGCACUCAUAGUGGGACGAAUCGAUCUCACUCGGUCUUGAUAUUUAAUAAAUGUUUCGGGAUAUCACAUGUGAAACGCUUAUAAAUACAUAAAAUCUCAAUAUUACUUAACAGUUACCUAUGUUUUUAUACUGUACUAGCUGACCCAGCAAACGUUGUAUUGCCGAUAUUAAAAUCGCGAUACAAAAGUAACUGUUGAUCGUAGAUGGGUGAAAAUUUGAAGUUGUAUGUAUUUUUUAAUGCCACAUUAUAAAAAAAUAAAAACAAAAUUUCGUCCAAAAAUUAAAAAAAAAAAUUAAGGGUGAACAACCCUUAUUACUUAGGGGUAUGAAAAAUAGAUGUUGGCCGAUUCUCAGACCUACUCAAUACGCUCACAAAAUUUCAUGAGAAUCGGUCAAGCCGUUUCGGAGGAGUACGGGAACGAACAUUGUGACACGAGAAUUUUAUAUAUAAGAUUAAUAUAAGCAUACAGUUUAUGUUCCACACUAAAACAAGAUCUAUGAAAAGAGGUAAUUCUAAACAUAAAUAUGAAACAAAUGUAAUAGCUUUAUAUGGAUCCAAUAUAUUUUGUAGUUUUCUUACCUCUGGCCACAGACGAGUAAAAAAAGAGGGACUCCGUUUCACCUUACAUUAUAGUGAAGCACCAAAACAAGCCGGUAAACGAGUAGAUAUACAGCCUCACGCACACACUUACACUAAUACAAGCCGAUCGCCGCCAUUAUGAGAUAUGGCAUCGUCUGUGACAGAUCAGUUUGCGUCGCAAGAAAAUAUUUUCAAAGUGCCGUCGUGCGUUGUGAAAGUGUAAAAACGAUACUAUAAAAGUAUUUGUGACCAUAUAUAAUUAUUUAAGGGAGAAAAAAUUGUGUAACUGAUAUCUCCGGAACCGCACACACACUAGCAUAAAGGCCCCAUUGCUAAUAUCACGGCACGGAGUGCUUAUUUUUUUACUCGUCCGUGCCUCUGGCAACAUUUUUAAACAACCAUUGUGACAACAACGAAACAUAUAAAUCACGUAAGUAAUUUCUAUGUUUUGUUACAGUCUUUUAUUAAUUAAUAUAAAUAUAUUAAUAUAAUUUAUAUAAAUACUAUGUUAUUUCUUAAUUUCUUGUAUAUUACUAUGUUGCAGUUACCAUGAUAGUUGUUGACUUAAAAACUAUAUUAUUAUACCUCAUAGAUAAUAAAAGUUUUAAGGCUGAAAUUUACACAAAAGACUAUAUCUUCCUGUUAAUUAAGACCUUCCCCCAAUGAUUUAUAUUGACAGAACUACUUAACUUUACAAUGAAUAAGUAAGAACUAACAUUACAAUGAUUACAACUAAUAAACUAAAAAUACACAAUUCCGCAUUGUGCAUCGCUAAACUCUAUUCCAAUCCUAAUUUAUGUACAAAAUAAUUUCAUUAAAGGUUUUGUUCAAAGGUUUCGUAAAAAUAUCGGCUAUUUGUUGCUUGGUAGGUAUAUACAUAACACAAAUUUCCUUACAUUCUAUUUUAUGUUUAAUAAAGUUGUAUUUUACAUCCACAUGCUUCAUUAUUUUUUGAUCAGGAUUACAUACAGAAAAUAUUGUACUUUUAUUGUCUUCAUAUAUGGUAGUGGUGUUACAACUAACGUCUAACUCAUUUAAUAAUUUCCUAAUCCAACAAGCCCCUAGAGUGGCUUCAUUGAGGGAGUAUAACACUGCCUCAGUUGUGCUUAAAGCUACAGUGCUCUGCUUUUUGCAACGCCAAAUAACACUGUUAUCAAAUACUUUAAAUAUAUAACCAGUUAUAGAUUUCCUAUCUUUAUCUACAGCAAAACUAGCAUCAGCAUAUCAAACUAGUGGUUCGGAUAUACAAUUCUUAUUAUAUUUUAAAUUAUAAUUAAUGGUAUCUUAAUAUCCUUUUCAAGCAUUGCACUAACCUUUCUGAUGGUCUAGAUUUAUAUCUUGCUAAAUGUGAAACAGCAGCACACAAAUCAGGUCUUGAACCUACUACAGCAUACAUUAAAGAAAUAACCUAACUUAACUAACCCUUAUUCCAAAGUCUGCACUCACAUGAACUUUCCUGACCUUCCUUGAUGAUUCAUAUAUUUAUUGAACAUUUAUUGUUUCUUUCAUUUAUUCUUUUAAUACAAAUCAUUGUUAUGUUAGUUCUGUUAGUUAACAAUGAUUUAUUGAAUAUAAUAUUGUAUUGUAAUGACAACACUGGCAUCGGUUGUGAAGGCCUUCAGAACCUUUUCUGUAUGAGGUUAUACAUUACAUUGUUAUUGUUGUUUGAGAUAUAAAAUAAAAAGCAUGUUUUAUGUUCCAAGUCUUCGUAUCUUUAAUUAUCCCCAUAAUCCUUAACACUUCCAAUAUUUAAAAGUGAUCAAUAAAAAAAGUGCAAUCAAUUAAACCUAUCAUUUUAGUACUGGUGGGCAAAAGGAUAGGAGAAAUUACCAAAGGCAACCAACACUGGAAAAAGGCUGUACUUCAAGUAUAAUUUGUUCUAAUAUUUUAAUUUUAUAUAGUUUGAUUUUAAUAUCCUGGAAAUGUUAAAAUAAUAAAAUUGUUGUGGAAAUAUUUAAUUAAAAUAAUAAAAUAUUUACUUUUAUAA